This is a messenger RNA of Phyllopteryx taeniolatus (common seadragon), 7039 nucleotides long. RefSeq names its product myogenesis regulating glycosidase (putative) (gene myorg). NCBI's taxonomy places the organism in Eukaryota, Metazoa, Chordata, Actinopteri, Syngnathiformes, Syngnathidae. Gene Ontology annotation, biological process: skeletal muscle fiber development; carbohydrate metabolic process. The record is from RefSeq and is a predicted model, not a curated record. Gene Ontology annotation, molecular function: hydrolase activity, hydrolyzing O-glycosyl compounds. Bases 240 to 2294 code for a protein of 684 amino acids. The transcript has 3 exons.
CAGUGCGUGCGGACAAGGCGGAUUCGCAACAUGUCUUGAAACUUUUCUGUUUUUUUUUGUUUUUGUUUUUUUCUUUUCUUAAUGUGACUUCGAGUUGUGUGGCAAAGCAAGUCGAUCCUGGUUCGCUUCUUCAUGGUUCGACAACUGUACCGGAGAGCAACAAAGAGGACUCGCUUGAGAAGAAUUCCAUGAUCUAUUGAGUGUCAAGUCAAGGAUUUGUCCAUUGUACAGCACAAGUCAUGUACCAGGUUGUACCCGGGGGAGUGGGUGGCACAAUAACAGAUGUUAUCCCCAAGCAGAAACACAGCAAGGACACCAGACCCUUAGUUGGAGCAGGAGUUCUUGGCCUGGUGUUGGUGAUUGCAGCAGUGUCUGCAUGGUCUUAUUACAUUGCUUCGCUCCGAAAAGCUGAGCUGCUAAAGACUCAGCUGCUGGAUUUAAAUAAAGAUGGCUACAUUAUCCGCAAUCAGGGAGGAGCUAUUGUUUUCAGAAUGGAUUUUAGGUCAGGGACAUUGGAUUUGGACUCUUGCACCAAAGAAGGCGAGCUUCUUAGCUGUGGACGCACGACUGAUAGAAGCCUCAACUUCUUCAUUGAGACGGUUCGGCCUAAAGACACGGUGCAGUGCUACCGUGUGCGUUGGGAGGAGCUGGUUCCCGACGUUUCUGUCGCACACGCAAUGACAUACAAGUUUGCCCACUGGUAUGGUGGUGCGGUGUCAGCUAUUCAACAUUGGCCUAUUUCCAUCUCCGGACAACAGUCCCCCAAACCCUUUGUUACUAGUGACAUCUACUCCAAUCGCAAUGAGUUUGGAGGAAUCUUGGAGAGCUAUUGGCUUUCAUCGAAUGCUACCGCCAUCAAAAUUAAUAAUUCAGUGCCGUUCCACUUGGGCUGGAAUGACACAGAGAAAACCAUGUACUUCCAAGCAAGAUACAACGACAGUCCCUUCAAGCCAAACCCAGGGGAGGCUCCAUGUGCUGAACUUAGCUACAGAGUAUGUGUUGGUUUGGAUGUGACAUCCAUUCACAAGUACAUGGUUCGUCGAUACUUCAACAAACCAAAUAAAGUGCCUGCCAAAGCCAUGUUUCAGCAUCCUAUCUGGUCCACUUGGGCACUUCAUAAGACAGACAUUGAUCAAGAAAAGCUUUUAACGUAUGCUGCCAACAUCCGGAAAUAUAACUUUAACUGCAGCCACCUGGAAUUAGAUGACCGUUACACACCCCGCUAUGGAGAAUUUGAGUUUGACCGAAUAAAGUUCCCCAAUGCCUCAUCCAUGUUUCAAAAGCUUAAAUCUGAUGGAUUUCUUGUGUCUCUCUGGAUUCACCCUUUUGUGAACUACAACUCAGAGAACUUCCAUACUUGUGUGGAGAGAGGCCUGUUUGUCCGGGAGCCUACAGGUCAGCUGCCAGCUUUAGUCCGCUGGUGGAAUGGAAUUGGUGGAAUUGUGGACUUCACACACCCAGAGGCUCGUGAUUGGUUUGCCUCCCAGCUGCGUUCCCUUCGCUCUAAAUAUGGGGUGUCUUCUUUCAAGUUUGAUGCAGGUGAGACCAACUACUUGCCAUGGAAGUUUAGCACCAGAACCCCCAUUCGGGAUCCAAGUUUUUUCACAAGACGUUACACAGAGAUGGCCAUUCCCUACAAUGACAGAGCAGAGCUACGGAGUGGCUACCAGUCUCAGAACAUAUCUUGUUUCUUUAGGCCUAUUGAUAGGGACUCUGUGUGGGGCUAUGAGUUGGGACUCAAGUCUCUUAUCCCCACUGUGCUCACCAUCAGCAUUCUGGGUUAUCAGUUCAUUCUACCCGACAUGAUAGGAGGAAAUGCCUAUCUGAACCGCACUGAUGGAAAUCGGGCAUUACCUGACCGAGAACUCUAUAUCCGUUGGCUGGAGUUGUCAGCAUUCAUGCCCUCCAUGCAGUUUUCUAUCCCACCAUGGGCCUAUGACAAUGAGGUUGUUGAAAUUGCUCGCAAAUACACCGCUCUCCAUCAGAGUAUUGUAGCACCGCGGGUCUUGGAGCUGGCUGGUGAGGUGCUGGACACCGGAGACCCUAUUAUACGACCGUUGUGGUGGAUUGCCACAGGUGAUGAAACCGCCUAUAAAAUAGACUCUCAAUUUCUGAUUGGAGAUGAUCUCAUGGUAGCACCUGUUUUAGAACCUGGAAAGCAAGAGCGUGAUAUUUAUCUCCCUGCUGGUCGGUGGAAAAGCUAUAAAGGGGAGAGGUUUGAUAUCAAAGAGCCACUGCACCUCACAGAUUAUCCUAUAGAUUUGGAUGAAAUUGCUUACUUUGUCUGGGUGUAGAAAGAAGGGAUUUCAAAGUUAAAGAACUUGGUUAGAAAAUUUAUUUUUAUUUAUUUUUUAUUUUUCAGGCUUGUCAUGAAACAGGUCUCAGUUCAAAUUUAAAUAGUCUCUCAUAUAGCCUCAAAAUCUCACCCAAGAGCCUUAAAUUUUAAGAGUUCAUGUUUGUCCAACAAUUUGAGUGAAAGAUAGAAAGAUAAUUUUAUGUAUAGUCAGUAGGUUGUCAAUAUGUCUUCAAAUGAAAUGUACUUACUGUGAAUCAAGACAUAACUCUGCAAUUAUAUAUAGAAGAUGAGGGGAAAGGUGCCAUUACCUGUACGCAUGAGAUUAGAUUACUGUAACUAAUUUUCUUAGUGUACUGACAGGUAUACAAUUGCUCUCAAAAUUAUUAAACCCCCUCUGCAUAUUUUAUUUAUUUGUAGAGUUUACAAACGUGCAGUAGUUUUCAAUGAAAAAACUAUUUCAGUAAACACAACUAAUAUAAUGUAUCUAAUACUGAUCACUUGAAAUUUUAUACAUUUUAAAAAUGUAAUCUAAAAUUGGGGUUGAAUAAUUUUCACUGCAAAUAUAAUUGCACAUUUUGCUUUAAGCUUUUUGUAAAGCAUUGAUCUUCAUAAUAUUUUGUAUUGUUCAACAGACAAUUAUAGCACAGACAAUAACUGUGAAAACUUCUAAAAAGUUAGUUGCUGGGUAGUAAACAUUUGAUACUCUUUCUCAGGUACAGUAAGCCCUUUACUCAGGCUCAGUUUGAAGUGACUGGUAACAGAUUUAUUUGUCUUUUGUGACGCAAAGGCUGCACGAUUAUGGACAAAAAUAAUAAUCAAGAUUAUUUUUGAUCAGUGUUGUAAUCACGAUUAUUAAUCACAAUUAUUCCUCAUGUUAGGGAAAAUCUUAAUUUUUAUUGCACUACUUUUUAACAAACAAUAUGUAGUAGUUUUCAGUUCAGAAUGAAUCUUUAAAUAAGAAUACAUGAUAAUAAUUGAAAAAAUAAAUGUACCCCAAAUUCUACUUUAGCAAGGGCUAAAUAAAUAAAUGUGCUAAAAUGUGAUCGAAUUGCAACUUAAUGGAAGCAAAUACAGUUAAUGCAUGGAAGGCAAUAACAUUAGGCUGUAAGCAUUGUCAAGGAUGGUACGGCUCCAUUGUUCUGCUUGACCAUUGGUCAGUCAUGAGCGGUCAGAAACUGCAAAGAGCUCGACAGUUGUGAUUUCUCUCUCUAUUUACUCCAGGGUUUUUUCAUUGCGGUGAAGCCACCCGAAAAGUUGAAGUCAAGGCAGCAACAAUUGUUAUUGUCUUACUACAUGCUGUGCUACAUUUAUUCCAGAUGUAACGAGACGCACACCUUCCAAAAAGCUCAACUGUUAUCUUGUGAGUCGAUAUAAUUAAUAUUCUCCUAAAAGUCUUGGGACUCAUUCAGUUUUUUUUUUUUUUUGCAAAAGUAAGACGAGCGUUUAUGUUCUUUUUGGUCAACACUGGGUUUCGCCUUGGAACUCUGCCAUGGAUGCCAUUUUUGCCAUCUCUUCCUUAUUAUUGUGCCAUGAACACUGACCUUUCCAUGCCGCCUCUCCACCAACGUGCCGAGAGAGCCAAAUUCAAUUUUAUUACAUUGGACAUCAAUGCCAUUUUAGGGUUUUAUUUUGAAGUUGGCAACAGAGCGCAGUGCCAGAGCUUAAUGAAUCCUUAACCAUGCAUUCACCCCGUGGUGGCUAGCUGACUAGGUUGCAGGCACUGCUGCAAAUGAAGCCCUUUUCAUAUGCAGCAGUGCCAGCAUUUUAAAUGUAAAAAAAUCGCCGACAAUCAGGCUCAUUUAAUCGUGGCAGCCAUAAUCGCGAUCACAAAUAAAAUUUGAUUAAUUGUGCAGGCCUAAUAUAUAUAUAUAUAUAUAUAUAUAUAUAUAUAUAUAUAUAUACAUACAUACAUACAUACAUUUUCUGAGCCACUUCUCCUCACUAGGGUCGCGGGCAUACUGGAGCCUAUCCCAGCUGUCAUCGGGCAGGAGGCGGGGUACACCCUGAACUGGUUGCCAGCCAAUCGCAGGGCACAUAGAAACAAACAACCAUUCGCACUCACAGUCAUGCCUACGGGCAAUUUAGAGUCUCCAAUUAAUGCAUGUUUUUUGGGAUGUGGGAGGAAACCUGAGUGCCCGGAGAAAACCCACGCAGGCACAGGGAGAACAUGCAAACUCCACACAGGCGGGGCCAGGGAUUGAACCCGGGUUCUCAGAACUGUGAGGCUGACGCUCUAACCAGUCGUCCACCGUGCCGCCUAUAUACAUACAGUGGCGUGAAAAGUAUCAGCUCCCUCAAAUUCUAAUGUUUUUACAUAGGUUCUCCACUUUAAUGUUUAAAAUCAUUAAACAAAUAUAAAUGAUUUCAUUCAUGAAGGAAAGAAAAAAUAUUCAGUUACCCGGCCCUGUGUGAAAAGGUAAUGGCCUCCUAAACCUACUAACUGGUUGGGCCAUCCUCAGCGGCAACAACUGAGGAUGGCGUUUUCUAUAACUGGCAAUGAGUCUUUCACAUCUCCGUGGAGAUACUUUGGUCCACUCUUCCUUGCAGAAUUGUUCUAAUUCAGCAAAAAUGGAGGGUUUUCGUGGAUGAACUGCCUUUUUAAGGACAUGCCACUGCAUUUCAAUCGGAUUCAAGUCUGGACUUUGACAAGGCCACUUCAAAACCUUCAUUUUAUUUUUUAAGCCAUUCAGAAGUUUACUUGCUGGUGUGUUUUGGAUCGUUAUGCUGCUGCAGAACCCAAAUACGCUUCAGCUUGAGGUCACACACUGAUGGCUGAGCGUUUCUCCCUCAGGAUUUUUUGUUAAAUAAAAUUAAUGGUUCCAUCAAUCACAGCAAGUUGUCCAGGUCCUGAAGGAGCCGAGCAACCCAAGACCAUCACACUACCACCACCAUGUUUGACUGUUGGCAUGAUGUUCUUUUUAUGAAAUGCUGUGCUACAUUUACGCCAGAUGUAAUGAGACACACACCUUCUAAAAAGGUCAACCUUCAUCUCGUCAGUCAGUCAGUCAAUAUUCACUCAAAAGUCUUGGGAAUCAUUUAUGUUUUUUUUUUCUUUGCAAAAGUAAGAUGAGCCUUUAUGUUCUUUUUUGUCAGCAGUGGUUUUUGCCUUGGAGCUCUGCCAUGGAUGCCAUUUUUGCCCAGUCUCUUCCUUAUUGUUGUCUCAUUAACACUGACCUUAACUGAGGCAAGGGAUGCCUGCAGUUCUUUUGAAGUUGUCCUGAGUUCCUUUGUGUCCUCCUGGAUGAGUCAUUGCUGUUCUCUAGGGGUAAUCUUUGUACGCUGACCACUCCUGGGAAUGUUCACCACUGUUCCAUGUUUUCUCCAUGUGAGGAUAAUGGUGCUCUCUAUGGUUCUCCGGAAUCCGAAAUCUUUAGAAAUGGCUUUUGUAACCCUUUCCAGGCUAAUGGAUGUCAAUUACUUUAUUUCUCGACUGUUCUGGAAUUUGUAUGGAUCGUGUCAUUUUGUUACAGGUUGUUUUUCUUUGUCCAACUUGAUUUUGUCGGGACAGAUUCUGUUUAAAUGAUUUCUUGACGGAACAGGUUUGGAGGUAAUCAGGCUUUUUGGUGUGAUCGUUGAAAAUUAACCAAAAAUUGUGAUUAGCUACAAUUAAUUCAUGAUUUAGUAAUUACCUUUUCACAAAGGGCCAGGUAACUUUGAAUAUUUUUUUUCCCUUAAUAAACGAAAUCACCAUUUAAAAACAGCAUUUUAACUUCACUUGGGUUAUAUUUGUCUGAUAUUCAAAUUUGUUUGAUGAUCUUAAACAUUAUAGUGGGGAAAAUAUGCAAAAACUAAAUAAUUUGAGAAGGUGGUCAAAACCUUUUCACGGCACUGUAUAUUCCAUCAGGACAUAAUGGAGGAUGACUUUAUUUCUCUGAGUGAAUUAUGCACCGUGGAUCCUUAAAUAUACUGUAGUUUAGGGUGUUUUCUUAUCCUACAAAAAGCUUGCCCCCACCAAGAUUAUGAUUCAUUUGUUAAGAAACAAUAGUAAAUCUUACCUUGCUUGGGAAAAUAAUGUUACAUGUGUAUUUAGAUUUAAAAAAAUAGGAAUAUUUUUCAGCUGUGAUAUUAUGAAGUGGCAUAUAUUCAUUUGUACUGCUUUUCAUGAAUGGUAUUGCUCUCAUUUUAUUGUUUUGGCUUACUUCUUAAUGCAAAACACAGUCAAAACACCCUUAACAGCCACAGAAACGCUUCAGACCUAAUAUUUUCCCCAUUUUCCAAAGCUGCACAAUGUGUAAAGCUUUAUCCCUUUAAAACUUUUGUUAUAUUGUAGACUUUUUAAAUAUUUAUUAUGAUGUGUAAAGCAUGCAAUGGUGUUCAAGUUUAAUUUUAUUUUAUUUUACGUCAAAGGAAUUGUUUUUCCCUAAAGUGUGUCUAAGUUGGACCAGGCUACCUCCACGAAUGGUUUUAUUUUCCCAUAAAGAAUUUUUCUUUUUACAGUGUGUGUCUUCUACUAAUACGUACUGUGGACUUUGACAUGUAGCUUACACAUUAACCUCUGUGGGAUCUGUGUAUACCGCUGACAUACUUUCAGCCUAGCAGUACUGCCUAUAUAUAGCAGUUCUCACUCAGUUGCUAUUUCUGUCACAGACACUCUUGCCUUAUGACAAGAACUAUCUGGGACUGAACUUUGCUUUGCUUAUUGUUUUUUUGAUCACUUAUUUGUUAGCAACAGAUAGUAAGAUUGUGGUAUUUGUUUGUUACUGUGUUGUUAUUUUGUUUGCAAUUAAAGUAAACAGUUUUUAA